Apus apus (common swift) is the source of this 2195-nucleotide messenger RNA. RefSeq names its product acyl-CoA dehydrogenase family member 8 (gene ACAD8). Bases 15 to 1421 code for a protein of 468 amino acids. The transcript has 12 exons. Gene Ontology annotation, biological process: lipid metabolic process. The record is from RefSeq and is a predicted model, not a curated record. Lineage: Eukaryota; Metazoa; Chordata; Aves; Apodiformes; Apodidae. Gene Ontology annotation, molecular function: flavin adenine dinucleotide binding; acyl-CoA dehydrogenase activity.
AAUUAAUUAAAUAAAUGAAGGCCUGGCCUUGUCGUGUGUGGCUUCGCUUCCCGCAGCCACCGCGAGAGGAGGCUGGCAGGGCAAGGACUACAGCUCCCAGCCCGCCCGGCGCGGCCAUGGCGUGGCGAGCGGCCCCGCGGCUGCUGCGGCCGCUGCUGCCCCCCGGGAGCCGCCGCGUCGCCUCCUGCAUCCACCAAAGCCUUCUCCCUCCUAAAGCCCAUUUCCUGGUGGUCCCGAGGAAGAGAGACAUGGUCUCUGCAGCAGAGCCCCUGAACUCUUUGUCAUCCACCGGCCUGACUGAGGAGCAAAAGGAAUUCCAAAAAGUUGCCCUUGAUUUUGCUGCCAAGGAAAUGGCUCCUCACAUGGCUGAGUGGGAUGAAAAGGAAAUAUUCCCUGUGGAAACAAUGCGGAAGGCAGCCCAGCUGGGAUUUGGUGGGAUCUAUGUGAAACCAGACGUCGGUGGCUCUGGAUUGUCACGACUUGAUACCUCCGUCAUCUUUGAAGCUUUAUCAACAGGAUGUACCAGCACCACUGCUUAUAUGAGCAUCCACAACAUGUGUGUUUGGAUGAUUGACACCUUUGGCAAUGAGGAACAGAGGCACAAGUUCUGCCCAUCGCUCUGUAGCAUGGAGAAGUUUGCUUCUUACUGCCUGACUGAGCCAGGGAGUGGGAGUGAUGCAGCUUCCCUGCUGACCACAGCUCAGAGGAAAGGGGACACCUAUGUCCUGAAUGGCUCCAAGGCCUUCAUCAGUGGGGGAGGUGACACUGAUGUCUACGUGGUCAUGUGUCGCACAGGAGGCCCAGGCCCCAAGGGCAUCUCCUGCCUGGUGGUAGAGAAGGGGACACCAGGGCUCAGCUUUGGCAAGAAAGAGAGGAAGGUGGGCUGGAAUUCCCAGCCAACUCGGGCUGUGAUCUUUGAGGACUGUGUUGUUCCUGUUGGCAACCGGCUGGGAGCUGAAGGGCAGGGCUUCAGCAUUGCCAUGAAGGGACUGAAUGGAGGCAGGAUAAACAUUGCAUCUUGUUCGUUGGGAGCUGCUUAUGCCUCUGUUCUCCUGGCUCAGGAACAUCUCACUGUCCGCAAACAGUUUGGGGAGCCCUUAGCAAACAACCAGUUCCUGCAGUUCAGGCUGGCGGAGAUGGCGACGCGCCUGGUGGCAGCUCGGCUGAUGGUUCGCAGCGCGGCGCGGGCUCUGCAGGAGGGACGGGAGGACGCGGCCGUGCUCUGCUCCAUGGCCAAGCUCUUUGCUACUGAUGAAUGCUUCAUGAUCUGUAACCAGGCUCUGCAGAUGCACGGGGGCUAUGGCUACCUGAAGGAUUAUGCAGUGCAGCAGUUUGUGCGAGACACCCGAGUCCACCAGAUCCUGGAAGGUACCAAUGAGGUGAUGCGGAUGAUAGUUGCCAGGAACCUGCUGCAGGGCUGAAGCCAGAAGCUAAUCUCCAGCCUUAAAAAAUCCUUCCUCUGUUACAGCUUGGUCUGUUUCCCUCCCCUGUUCACCAGCUCUUUCCCUGGGAGUGGAGAGGGGGAUAACCCACUGGAAACAGCCUUAUAUUAACCAGCACAGCUGGAUGCCACCCCCAUGCUGCUGUGCCUGGUGGCAUCCUGCAGCCUGCAGAUACAAAUCACAGUGUGAACACCAGCCUCUUGUCUCCAGUUCUUGCUGAUGGGCUGCUUGCCACCCAUGCCUCUCAGAAGAGAAACACUAGACCUGUUGGUCACCUCUGCUGAGUCAGGACUGAAACAGGAGCUCCAGGCAGAGGUGCAGCCUCAUCCCACAGGAUUCUUUUUAUCAGUGCAAUCUUUACUGCGAGGGAACUAGUGACUCUGUGCUGACUGCACCACUCAAAACAAGUUGCCCACAAGUGACUGCAGCUCCCACCACCAGUGGGGUGCAGUGGCUUUUUAACAAAGGAGCAGGAUGCCUGUAUCCAGAAAGCACUCUUCUCUUUUCCCAGCACCCCUUUUCAGUGCUCCUUCUCCCCAUUCCCACCCCAGACUGGUGCUUCAUCUCAAAGCAGCCUUUGCAGUACAGAGGUAGAGAUCAAAUAACUUUAAGGUUCAGCACAGAAACAUUUAACUGUUGCCUCAAACCAGGGCUCCCUGCUGUGGUACAAUGGAGGGGGAGUGCAAACAUCAGUAAAUUCAACUCAGAUUUGGAAACAAUAAAGCCGUGAUGGCAACUUUACUGGGAGUGUCA